Paramecium tetraurelia is the source of this 565-nucleotide messenger RNA. RefSeq lists its product as uncharacterized. The transcript has 3 exons. The record is from RefSeq and is a predicted model, not a curated record. Gene Ontology annotation, biological process: N-terminal peptidyl-methionine acetylation. Gene Ontology annotation, molecular function: protein-N-terminal amino-acid acetyltransferase activity. Gene Ontology annotation, cellular component: NatC complex. Lineage: Eukaryota; Ciliophora; Oligohymenophorea; Peniculida; Parameciidae.
AUGGAUUAAGAUUAAUCAAUCAAAUUGGAGGACAUUCAUUAUACAAAUUUCACAGACUAUAGUUAAAUACCCAAAAUUAUGCCUAUGAUUGAUGCUGAAUUAUCUGAGCCCUAUUCUAUUUACACUUAUAGAUAUUUUUUAUAUGGGUGGCCAGAUCUGUCUAUUUUUGCAUAUUAUAACAAUGAAAUUAUCGGGGUUGUAAUUGGAAAAUUAGAUAAGCAUAGUAAAUCUGGCAGAAACAGGGGUUACAUAGCUAUGAUUGUGGUAGAAAAGAAGUAUAGACGCCUUAGAAUAGGAAGAAUUUUGGCAUAAAAAUUUAUUGACAAAAUAAAAGAAAAAGGUGGUGAUGAAAUAGUGUUAGAGACCGAAUAAACAAAUCAUGCAGCGUUGAGAUUGUAUGAGUCUCUGGGUUUUGCCAAAAUGAAAAGAAUGCAAAACUAUUACAUGUCAGGAAAUGACGCAUUUCGUUUGAAAUUGUUCCUGGUGGAUCCUCUAGAUUCCCAUUAAAAAAGUGAAUGAGUAUACAAGAAAAUGUUAAAGUUUUAUGAAGUAAUCAUAUACUAUA